Messenger RNA from Trichomycterus rosablanca, 1942 nucleotides. RefSeq names its product REST corepressor 3 (gene rcor3). The transcript is spliced from 12 exons. The record is from RefSeq and is a predicted model, not a curated record. The coding region runs from base 1 to 1620 and encodes 539 amino acids. Gene Ontology annotation, molecular function: transcription corepressor activity. Lineage: Eukaryota; Metazoa; Chordata; Actinopteri; Siluriformes; Trichomycteridae. Gene Ontology annotation, cellular component: histone deacetylase complex; transcription regulator complex. Gene Ontology annotation, biological process: regulation of transcription by RNA polymerase II; negative regulation of DNA-templated transcription.
AUGCCUGGAAUGAUGGAUAAAGGUUCGGAAUAUCUUGGAAAGGGUCGGUCCAACGGCACGAAAAGCCCCUCAAACGCCUCGAAUGGCCAUUUUUCGGACGAGAGCGGCAGUGACGACGAGCACGAUGUUGGAAUGCGUGUUGGAUCUGAUUUUCAAGCGAAUAUUCCGGACUACGAUCCUGGUUCUACAAAGUACAGUGAUAAAGACACUGGUGGCAUGUUGGUGUGGUCUCCAUAUCAUACAAUUGUGGACACUAAAUUGGAUGAAUACAUCGCCAUUGCAAAGGAAAAGCAUGGCUAUAAUGUGGAGCAGGCUCUUGGCAUGCUCUUUUGGCACAAACACAACAUUGAAAAAUCCCUGGCUGACCUGCCCAACUUCACUCCUUUCCCGGAUGAGUGGACAGUGGAGGACAAAGUGUUGUUUGAGCAAGCGUUUAGCUUCCACGGCAAAAGCUUUCACAGGAUUCAGCAGAUGUUGCCAGAAAAAUCCAUAUCAAGUCUCGUGAAGUACUACUACUCAUGGAAAAAGACCAGAUCCAGAACAAGCUUGAUGGACAGACAAGCAAGAAAGCUGGCAAACCGAAGUAAUCAAGAUGAAAGUGAUGAAGAAAUUGAGGAAGCUAUUCCUGUCGAAGCCAAUGACAGUGAUUACGACCCUAAUAAAGAGGCUAAAAAAGAGAUCCAGGCAGAGCCACAGAUUAUCAGUUCUAAAAUCAGCAUGGGCCGACGAGACUAUCAGACCCUGCAGCAUCGACACCACUCACAGCGCUCCAAGUGCCGUCCACCCAAAGGCAUGUACCUUACCCAAGAGGAUGUGGUGGCCGUGUCGUGCAGUUCCAGCGCUGCGACCACAGUCCUUCGUCAGCUCGACAUGGAGCUCGUCUCUCUUAAAAGACAGGUUCAAAAUGCCAAACAAAUGAACAGCGCUCUGAAACACAGAAUCGAAACUGGCAUUGAUGAGUACCAACUGCCAGAGUCCAACCAAAAAGUUAAUGCUCGCUGGACAACAGAUGAGCAGCUGCUUGCAGUUCAAGGUGUUCGCAAAUAUGGUAAAGACUUCCAGGCCAUUGCAGACGUCAUCGGCAAUAAGACGGUGGGGCAGGUCAAAAACUUUUUUGUAAACUAUCGUCGCCGCUUUAACCUGGAAGAGGUGCUGCAGGAGUGGGAGGCUGAGCAGGGAACUCGGGCCCCCAACGGAGACAGCAGCUCUUUUGGAGAAGAUGGGAAAAACAGCUCCAACCCUCCUUCUGGCAAAAGCACAGAUGAAGAGGAGGAAGAGGGUCAGGUAACUCCUGCAUCUGGACCAUCUCCUGCAGCUGUAGCCUCAAGCGUAUCAGCAGUGAGCGGCAGUACCUCCUUAAACCAACCUCCUCCGCUGCUCCGUCCCUCCCUGCCUGCCACGCCCGCUCUGCAUCGCCAGCCACCGCCCCUCCAGCAGCAAGCACGUUUCCUGCAGCCUCGUUCAGCCCUGAACCAGCCGCCGCCUCUCAUCCGACCGUCCAACCCGCUCCCACCACGCCUCAACCCCCGUCCUGCCGCACCGUCCAACUCUGGCAUGGGUCCCCAGCUUCCUUCACUGGUGGGUAUCGCACCUGAAAACCCGCCCUCCUCUCUCCACUGACCCCCCGCAGCAGUCCCAUGAUUCAUGAGGAAGAAGGAGCAGCUCAGAGAUGCUGGAGGUCAUGAGCGAUUCUGUGGUUUUGUUUUUUAAUAAUCGAUGUUUAUUCUAGUCAUUGAUUUUGUACUUGUGAAUAUUAGCUCCUGACUGAAGUGUGUAUAGGAGAGUUCUGUGUAACUGACCACUUUUAGUUGUUUUAAUCAUAACGCAGCACUUUUCUGACCUUACACAAGUUAUAAAAGAUAAAUUAUGUUCUUAAACGUUGCAUUUUAUAAUCAAAAACUGAAAUGUUAUUUAACUCGUUAAUGUAUUGUUUUUAAUAUAU